ACCGCUCAUCCCAGUUGCUAGUGCACUUCAAAAGGCUCCUUUGCACGUUUUCGCUGUCUACGUCGAAACGUGACUAGGUUCUGGCCUGCUUCAACGCCAGUGAAUCAGUCGACAUCCAGACUCGACUUUGAUCACAAGUCGCCAAUCCUGUCGCUCUGAACGUUCGUCUCCAAGAAAACUCGCGACUAACAAUCAUGAAACUGUCUUGGAAGCAAGGUCUGAGCGCUUGGGCAGCUAUGAGUUGUUCACUACUUUUAGCUGCAUGGCUCAAUUACUAUCUGAGCGACAAUGGCUUCAUUAAAGAACCAAAUCAGACUUACGAUUAUAUCGUUGUGGGAGCUGGAACAUCCGGAUGCGUCCUGGCCGCCAAAUUGGCAGGGUCCAACAGUAAAGUCCUGGUGAUUGAAGCAGGAGGCGAACCACCUUGGUACAGUUGGAUUCCUCUCAUCGCGCCAAUCCUUCAAGGAUCCCAACACGACUGGCGAUUCCGCACUGUUCCGCAAAAAUUCGCAGCUGGAGCCCUUCACGGCAACCAAGCCUUCUGGCCUCAGGGGAAAAUGGUUGGUGGGAGUGGCCAGAUGAAUUUCCUUAUUCACACAACUGGAUCACCUGGAGAUUUCGAUUCCUGGAAAGUUCCUGGUUGGGAUUCACAAACAAUGAAAAACACUUUAGAAGGUCUAACCUGCUGGACAAAAGGCAAUGUAAAACCAAAACCAUUUGGGACUCGACCCUCUUUUCUACUAGACGAUGAACCUGAGAUGUGCAGUGUCCCCGUGUUGACAGACAUAGAAAAUUCAACUUCUUGCAGCGAUAAAAUGCAACAUCACCAGUGUUCGUCAGCUGCCAUUAAGUUACAGCGUGUUAAUGCCACCGAAAAACCACUGCUCAAGGCUUUCCUUGACGCUGGACGGGCCUGCGGACAUUCUGUUUCCGAUAUGGAUCGAUGGAGUGACGCGGGAUCUUUCAUGGCCUCACAUAAUACUAUUGACGGAUUGGCUGGCCAGCGCUGGAGUACUUACCUAAGCCAUUUAAUGCCGGCAAUGAAGACUCAUAAUAACUUGCACGUCUUAACAAAGUCCUCCGUCACCAAACUGGUGUGGAAGCGAAACAAGGUUAUUGGGAUCCAAUAUCUCGAUAAUGACGGCCGGAUUAAGCACGUCAAAGCAACCAGGGAAGUUAUACUCUCAGCUGGAACUAUUAAAACCACUCAGAUACUUCAACAGUCUGGCGUCGGUCCACCCCACGUCCUAGAACCGUUAGACAUACCUAUUAAAGCUGAUCUUCCAGUGGGUGAAAAUCUACAAGAUCAUCUUCAAGUCCCUCUUUUUGUCGAGCUCAAUUCAUCUGUGAGCAUGAACGUGAUCAAGAUGCUGAAUCCUCGACAAUUUUGGAAUUACAUGGUUCAUGGCAAAGGAGCUCUAGCGACAUCUGGAAUUGAAGGGAUCGCUACACUAACUAAGACAAGGGAAAAUGGAAAAUCUUCAAAACCUUAUGGCAUGUUGAUUCUUUUUAACAUGGGCUCGAUCAACGCUGACGUCUACACAUCUGUGGCCAACAUCAAGAAAGAGGCUUUCCAUCGUUGGUUUCCCAAGAGCAGUAGUCUGUCUCAAGAAGGAUUUGUUCUCAUUUCGGUUUGUCUUCAUCCACGCUCACGCGGACAUGUCAGGAUAAUUUCCACUGAUCCUACCCAACCACCCGAAAUCGAUCCAGCAUACCUUAACCAUGAAUACGACGUACAAUGCAGCAUCGACACUAUUAAACAAGGAGUCGAGCUGCUAAAUACGGAUGCGUUUAGAGCAUUGGGGGCUAAACUACACUGGCCCACGUUUCCUGAAUGUGGAGGCAAACAAGGGAGUGAUAAUCAGCGUUACAUGGAAUGUCUUGUACGUACGGCCGCGUUGACUAUGUACCAUCCGGCCGGAACAGCUGCAAUGGGGAGAGAGGAUAAUCCCGAUGCCGUGGUGGAUCCUGAGCUCAGAGUACGAGGAGUGACGGGUUUGAGAGUUGUUGAUGCCAGCGUACUUCCUCGUUUACCUUCCGGCCCACCAAACUCGGUCUUGAUAGCCAUAGCAGACAGAGCGGCCGAUUUUAUUUUAGAGGAAAAGAUUAAUAUAAGGAAAUAAGGUGCAAUGUAUGACUGGAUUAUUCUCUAUAAUACAACAUUUAAAUUUCGUUUCAACAUGAAA
Molecule: messenger RNA, 2186 nt
Organism: Daphnia pulicaria
Lineage: Eukaryota; Metazoa; Arthropoda; Branchiopoda; Diplostraca; Daphniidae
Product: neither inactivation nor afterpotential protein G-like
Exons: 9
Coding region: 195-2123 (642 amino acids)
Molecular function (GO): oxidoreductase activity, acting on CH-OH group of donors; flavin adenine dinucleotide binding
Source: RefSeq, a predicted model, not a curated record